GCCAUGUCUUGGGACUUUAAUGUGCCGGUGUGUGUGGACGACCUGGUCAAGACAGGGGCGGUCAACCAGUACGUCGUCCAGGACGUGUUGUCCCCCAAACAAAUACCGUCUCACCUUAACAGUUUCAAGGUCGCACUGAGGAGUCAGGGACCCGUCUGUAUCCUGGAGCACUUUGACGCAGCUUACAGUGUCUUACAACAUUGUCGCACAUUGGACUUGGCUUUGAAAGAGGACACUCUGGAGCUGCUCGUUCAAGUGGUCAGAGGACUGUCCACCUCCCUCCCGUCUCUCCUGCUGUCCGGGUCACUGUCGGCAGCCGACCGCAAACUGCAGCUCAACGCGGUUAAGAUGAGCGUUUUCCUCCUCUGCAAACUCACAGAGAUCUUGGAGAGCGACUCCUACAGGCAGAGUAUUGUUACUGCACCCGCAAAGGGCAGUAAGAAAGCCAAAUCCUCCAGUGAGGGCUUGAUUCAGUGGGACAGCGAGCGAGAGACAGUUCUGCAGUGUCUGACCCAGCUGCUGCAGUUGGACAUUCGAUCUCUCUGGAGCCUGUCUCUGGUGGAGGAGGAGUUUGUCAGCUGCGUGACAUGCUGCUGUUAUAAACUCCUGGAGAAUCCCACCAUCGGCCAUGUGAAGAGUAAACCGACCAGAGACGCCAUCAUCCACGUACUGGGAGUCAUGGUGAAGAAAUACAACCACAUGCUGGGAGCGCGUGUGAAGGUGAUUCAGCUCCUGCAGCACUUUGAGCAGCUGGCGUCAGUGUGUGCCCAGGCCGUGGCCGCGUGGAGCAUGGAAUACGGAGUCAAAGCCAUCGUGGGAGAGAUUAUGAGAGAGAUUGGUCAGAAGAGCAGUGAGGAGUUAAGCAGGGAGGGGUCAGGGGUCAAAGCUUUCUCCUCUUUCCUCUCGGAACUCAGCUCGCUCGUCCCCGACGCCAUGAUCCCCAACAUCAGUGUGUUACUCACACACCUGGAGGGAGAGAGUCCCAGUAUGCGUGUGGCGGUGUGUGAGGUGCUGGGGGAGGUUCUGGUCCGAGUCCUGACGGGCGAUAAGCUGGACGAGUCGGCCCGCGCCGACAGGGACCGGUUCUUUGACACGCUACAGGAACACAUCCACGACACACACUCUCACGUCCGCGCCCGCGUCCUGCAGGUCUACGCACGCAUUGUCAACAGCAAGGCUUUGCCGUUGUGCAGAUACACUGAGGUGAUGGAGCUGACGGUUGGUCGUCUGGGUGAUAAAUCUGUCCACGUGUGUAAGAGCGCCAUCCAGCUGCUGGCUGCCUUCAUAGCACACAACCCUUACAGCUGCAAGCUGAGCAGUGCCGACCUGAAGAAACCGCUUGAGAAGGAGACGGCCAAACUCAAAGAGAUGAGAGAGAGGAGGAAGGAGAAAGCCCCAGUUGCAGUGAUCUCGGCGUGUGAUCUCUGGGACGCCAUGAUGCCUGAAGUUCUGCAGACAGUCAGAUCUCAUCUGGAGGCUGGCAGUGAGGGAGAGAAGGAUGAGGAAGAGGAGGAGGAGGAAGAGAGAGGGAGCGAGGAGGAGAGGGGCGACAGAGACACGGCCGUGCAGGUCGCCCAGUUUCUCAGAGACAACAAAUACAGGCAGGCGGUGCGUCUGUGUGUGCGAGCCCAUAAGCUGUUUCCAGAGUCGCCCUUCUUCUCCUCUCUGUCAGAUCUGAGUGAAAACACACUGAUGAACACUCUAGCUCUGCUGUUUAAAGGCCCAGAGUCGGACUCUUCUCCCCAAAUGGAGGAGGGGGUUCAACCCCCAACCCCGCAGAAGGAGGGAACAGGGGCGGAGGGAGCAGGAGGUGAAGCGGAGGAGAGUGAACUGAAAAAACAGGAGAUGCUCGUUCAGUACCUGAGAGACACGGAGAGUUUCGCCCUGCAGGUGGAGAGAGCCAUCGCCAUAAUCAACAACAUGCUCUACUGGAAAACCACCACGGUGGUGCAGGAGGCGGUGCAGUUCUGCGUGACGGUGUGUGAGUUCGGCGUGGCCGACUCCCUGAGUGGUGUGAGGAAGAUGUUGCCGUUGGUCUGGUCCACGGACACGGCGGUGAAAGACGCAGUGAUCCAGGCCUACAGGCGCCUUUACCUUAACCCACACGGCGACACCACCAGGGUGAAGGCUCAGACUCUGGUUAGCAGCCUGUCAGAGCUGAUGGUUGAUGCUUCUCUGGGGACCAUUCAGUGUUUGGAGGAGAUAGUUCAGGAGUUCUUUAGUGGUGACGGUGCUCUUCAGGCGUGUGUGGUGCAGGUUUUGUGGGAGAGAUUUUCAGGGAAGAGAGAGACGUCACCUCUACACAGGCGCGCCUCAGUCUUACUGCUGGGCAUGGCCGCACGGGCGGAGCGAGAGGUGGUGUUGAGUAAUCUGGACACGCUGUGUUCAGUGGCUCUGGGGGAGAGAGUGACGGAGGAUUACCUGCUGGCCCGGGACACGGUCAUCACCAUCUGCAACAUUACUGAUCACGUCAGGCAAUCUAAAGGACUUCCGUUCAGACUCCCCACCGAUCACCAGCUCUUCAGCUGUCUCUCCCAGGCCAUCGCUGACGGUGUGGUACUGUCCGACCCCCACUGGCAGACCUUCAUGGAACAGGCCGUCCGUCUCAUCUACUUCCUGGCCGAGUCACCUGACCAGCUGUGCGCCCGCCUCCUGCAGCGUUCUGCUCGUCUCCUGUUGGAGCAGAUCGCGGAGGGCGGAGAGCCAAACCAGUCACAGGAGGGUGGCUCACAGGACACCGAGGAACAAGUGAGCUGUGUGUCUCUGGCCCAGUUGCUGUCUCUGUGUGGGGCCGUGGCCUUCUGGCAGGUGUCUCACCUGGAGCGGAGUGUCAGUGCAGAACUGCGGAGGAGGAGAGGAGAGAGGGAGGAGAAAGAGGAGAAAGAAAAAGGUCCUGCCAGUAAAGCCAAGGGAGCCAAUGACAGCUGUGUGGAGGAGGAGCUUGGCUUGGUUGGCGCCUCAGCUGAGGACACAGAGGCAGAGUUGAUUCGGAAGAUCUGUGAGACAGAGCUGUUGGCAGAGGGGAACCUAUUGAGUGCCUUUCUGCCCGUGUUGGUCAGAGUGUGUAGUUCUCCAGGUCGUUACUCUCACCCUCAGCUCAGCACUGCUGCCUGCCUGGCCCUCUCCCAGUACAUGAUGAUCAGCCCUGCCGUUUGUAAGGACAACCUUCGUCUGCUCUUCACUGUGCUGGAGAAAUCUCCUCUGCCCGUCGUCAGGGCCAACGCCAUCGUUGCCCUGGGCGACCUCACCGUCCGCUUCCCCAACAUUCUAGAACCGUGGACCCCAAAUCUUUACGCCAGGCUGAGCGACGAGAAUCCAUCGGUCCGUCUGACGGCCAUUACCGUUCUGACCCAGCUGGUGCUCAAGGACGUCCUGAAGGUCAAAGGUCAAGUGAGCGAGGUCGCCGUCCUCCUGCUCGACCCUGAGCCGCACAUCGCAAGCCUCGCUCUCAACUUCUUCAACGAGCUCUCCGCCAAGGAUAAUGCCAUCUACAACCUGCUGCCAGACAUUAUCAGCCGAUUGUCUGACCCAGAGAGAGGGAUGAGAGAGGAGGACUUCAACACCAUCAUGAAGCAGCUCUUCUCUUACAUCACUAAGGAGAGACAGACUGAGAGCUUAGUGGAGAAACUGUGCCAGAGAUUCAGGACGGCUAAGACGGAGCGGCAGUGGGCGGACCUGGCUGUGUCCCUGUCGCUGCUGUCAGUGUGUGAGCGUGGUUUUAAACGCCUGCAGGAAUGCUGGGAUUGCUACAGCGACAAACUGACGGAGAGCGGAGUCUACCAGCCCCUCAUCGCCAUCACCGCCAAGCUACGCCGCGGAGCCAAGUCGCAGUUUAAGGCCCAGGUGGAGGAGUUUGAGAAACGUCUGACCGCGGUCCACACUAAAGGACUGGAGAAUGUGGAGAAUGAGGAGAGAGAGCAGCAGCUGGAGGAAGAAACGCAAAACACACACACCCCUCUGCCCAAGAGCGCCCGCAGACCCACACGAGGCCGAGGUAAAACCAGUAUGGACGACAGUGACCUGGUGACCCCACAAGCGUCUCGCCGCCGGCCGAAGAAGACCAUCACCUUCAGCAGUGAUGAGGAAGAGGAGGAUGCUGUCAUGGCAGAGAGCGAGACACCGAAAGUGACCACACCCAUCGCUCGCACCCGACGGACACGCCUGCGACACUGA
Chanos chanos (milkfish) is the source of this 4173-nucleotide messenger RNA. It is a transcript of the gene ncapd2, whose product is annotated as non-SMC condensin I complex, subunit D2. Gene Ontology annotation, cellular component: condensed chromosome, centromeric region; nucleus; condensin complex. Lineage: Eukaryota; Metazoa; Chordata; Actinopteri; Gonorynchiformes; Chanidae. The transcript is spliced from 31 exons. Gene Ontology annotation, molecular function: histone binding. The record is from RefSeq and is a predicted model, not a curated record. Gene Ontology annotation, biological process: mitotic chromosome condensation; mitotic cell cycle; meiotic chromosome condensation. The coding region runs from base 4 to 4173 and encodes 1389 amino acids.